Arachis duranensis is the source of this 1093-nucleotide messenger RNA. RefSeq names its product protein LAX PANICLE 2. Gene Ontology annotation, biological process: multicellular organism development. The record is from RefSeq and is a predicted model, not a curated record. The transcript is spliced from 4 exons. NCBI's taxonomy places the organism in Eukaryota, Viridiplantae, Streptophyta, Magnoliopsida, Fabales, Fabaceae. The coding region runs from base 25 to 774 and encodes 249 amino acids.
UAUUCUUCUUAUUCAAGGCCAGUGAUGUUUCCUUUUUCUUCUUCUUCUUCUUUCUUCUAUGAACAACAACAUCAAACAUCUAUGUCUUUGUCCAUGUCUAUGUCCAUGGCAUGUGGACCCAACAUGAGUGCUCCAACAACAACCUUUGCAACUCAUCAACAACAAGACAUGAUGCUAAUGAAUUGGGCAUCAUCGUUUUCUUCACAUCCUCUCAUGCCUCCUUUUCUUUCUUCUUCUUCUUCAUCUUCGUCGUCUUUAUCACAAUCUUGUUCUUCUUCUUCUUUGAGGCCUUCUUAUUUUCCAACCACUACUCCCUUUCAUCAUCACUUCCCUCCUCCUCAUCAAUUUGAUGUGGCUGGACCAAGCAGCUCUCAAGAUUUCACUUCUUCAACAGUUAGAGUUGUUGAUCCUCCAAGAAGACCUCAUUCUGGAAUUUGGUUCAUGCUUCAAGCUGAACAAAACCAAGUUAGAGAACCAUUUUUACCUCAAAUAGCUAAGAGCUACCUUAGAAUCAAAGAUGGAAGGAUGACAGUUCGGUUGCUAAUGAAAUAUCUAGUUAGCAAACUCAGGCUCCAAAUGGAAUCAGAGAUAGAGAUAACAUGCAGAGGACAGAAACUUUUACCAUUCUUAACGUUGCAGCAUGUGAGGGAUAACAUUUGGACUCAGAGGGACACUACCAACACAACAACAACAACAACAUCAACACCUUUGCUUUCAGAUUCAUCAACCACAGAUCAUGUCAUGGUUCUCCAUUACAGUAGAACCAAUGCUUAAUCACAACUCAUCACUUUAAUUUUAUUGUAUCCUUGUUAUUAACUUAUCUAAACCAUUUCUUUUCUUUUCUUUUCUUUUUUUACUUGUUCUUUUAUUUUUACUUUUCCAAUUUUUCUAUUCUAAUGGGUUUUGAUUAUUAUUAAAUUUUUUUUUGCUUCCUUUAAAAAAAAAAAAAUCCCCCCUUAUUGAUGACAUGAAUUAGGGUUUUGCGGUGGCAAGUACUAUUAUUGUUGCCCAUACAUUUUUAUUCUCAUAUAUAUUAUGAGGUGGGUGGGGAAUUAUUAUUACCAUCAUCAACUGUAUUAUCAACAACAAAAAC